This is a messenger RNA of Pelagomonas calceolata, 2272 nucleotides long. The record is from the annotation of a GenBank genome assembly. Lineage: Eukaryota; Pelagophyceae; Pelagomonadales; Pelagomonadaceae.
AUGCACGUAUGCCUGGUUGCUCUCCUAGCUGUGAGAGCAGCAGCAGCCUUGCAGCCACCAUCGCUGCAAAGAGCUCCUUUAGGACGCCAGAGGCACGUACGCUUUGCCGACGAGGCGCCGCCGGACGCCGCCGAGGCAGCAGCAGACGCGCCAGCGGAGCCGCCAGCUGAGGAGAAGGUCGACGCGAUGACGUACGUCUUCGGCAAGCCCGGCGAGCUGCAGGGCGACAUGGCGCGCAUGGGCACGAGCCCGCGGCGACUGGCGCUCUUUGGGUUGCUUGGACUGUUUAUAGCGCUGGCCGGCGACCUCUUCCGGCUGACGUCGACGUUAUUACGAAUCGCGCCGGGUGGCGUGCAGGACGCGGCCCGGCGCGCGCGGCUGGACACGUACUACCCCAUCGGCGACUUCAAGCGGUAUAUCGACGACGAGUACGGAUUUGAGGUCCGCUACCCCGAGAUGUGGCUCGCGGACCAGGCGAUCUACGUGAGCCGCAUGCAGGCCCGGACCGGCGCCGGCGCCGUCGACGCGGAAGCACUCCUACGAUCUAGAAAACAAAAGGGGCCCGCGGCUCUGGCGGGCUUCGGGCCGCCCGGCGGCGGCAAGUUCGAGAAUUUGAGCGUGUUUCGGUCGCCGGUGAUGGCAGGUUUGAAGCUGAGAAACCUGGGUACGCCGACGGAGUUCGCCCAGAGGCUGCUGGACACGGCGGUAGCGCCGCCCGAGUCCGGCAAAAAAACGACUCUAUUGGCCGCGACGGAGCGCGCGGACGGGAGCUACGCGUUCGAGUACUGUCUGCAGUUGCCGCAGCGCCGCGACGGCGUCGAGGGGCGCAUCCUUCAUAACCUAGCUGUCGCGUCGGUGCGCGGCGGCGACGAGCUCUUCACGCUCACGGUGUUAUGCGGCGAGGAGGACUGGCGCGACCGGGAGGCACUCUUCCGCCAGGUCGCGGCGAGCUUUCGGGUGUAUGGUGCCUAAGCUUGGUUAGUUUAUGUGUUCUUGACGCCGCAUGCGCGCCCGGAUUCAUCGAAUGCACCCGUCUUGGGUCGCAGUCUGGCUGGGUCAGGCUGGCUGCUAAAAAACAAUUAUCGACGCUCUCGCAAACGACGGAGACCAAGUCCAUUACGCAUCCAAUUCAGCAUGCCGCACUUGGAAAAUGACUCCUGUGUGUACCAGCGUCCCCAGUACACCACUGCAGCACUUUGCACGCACGCAUACGACCUAUGGGCUGCGAAAUCACCCCAUGCCCCACUUCGACCCAAAUCGGGGCAAGCGUGGUCCGCGCGCGACCGCGGAACUGCGCACGCCACGCCGCGAGCGCCCGUUGCACCCGCGUGCCGCCCCGGGGCCGCGCGUCCGCUGUCGCUACAGAUUCGGGCCAGAAGAGGGCUGACCCGACCCCGCCGCGACGGUCGCGUCGUCCGCCCCGCGCGCCAACGUGCACCAACGACCCGCCACCGCGUCGCAGGCCCGCUCUGCUACGAGGCCUGGGGCCCGGAGUCGAUGCGCGUCCUCAAGGUCUGCUGGUGGUCGCCUGUGUGGAAAUCAACUUUCGCGCCCCACGCCAUCGACGCGUUGUCGUCUCACUGGUUGAUUUCCACGCAGCCAGAAGACGAUCUGCCAGGCGUGCGACGUGCAGAUGGAGAUCCGUGGGCAGGACCUCUGCCCGUUCUGCCGCGCCGAGCCGAUGUCGCCGGCCGACGAGCUCGCGAAGCUCGAGCACUGGGCCGCGAAGGACAGCGCCGCGGCCGUCUGCCAGUUAGGUUCGUGCUACCGCCGCGGCGACCUCGGCCUCGAGAUCGAUUCGCCGCGGGCGGUCGCGCUCUACGAGCGCGCCGUCGAGCUCGGCGACGCCAAGGCCGUCGUCCAUUUAGGACUCAUGUUAGCCGACGGCGACGGCUGCCCGAGAGACGAGGCCCGCGCGGCGGCGCUGUUCGACGCGCUCUCAAAAACUAAGGGCCCCUGGGCGCCGUGGGCCGAGAACGCCUUGGGCCGCCUCGCGACGGACCCCUUCGUCGCCGCGGGGCACUGGCGGCAGGCCGCGGAAGACGGCUUUUCGAUCGCCAUGGCGAAUCUGGGCAUGCUCUACGAGGGCCGCUUCUCCUACGCCAAGGCGUUCCCGACGGACCUCGCGGCGGCCAAGAUGUGGUACCAGGCGGCCGCCGAACACGGCCGCGAGGACGCCGCGUUUAAUCUCCAGCGCCUCCGCGCCGCCACGACGUCCAAGGGCCGCAUGACGCACGCGUUCCGCGCGUUCGAGGGGCUGCUGGCGGCCUAG